AUGCCGGCUCCAACGUCUAGAUCAAUGUCAACAACUCCUCCUCGAGAUCUCCCUUCCCCAAACACAAGUUUGCCAACACCGGUGGCAUCCCCUCCUCACUUACCGCCGCUCCCAAGAAGAAGCUCAUACCUCAAGAAAGACUGUCAUUCUCAACGCUUUGGAACUAGUGCCCAGGUCUACCUCACUGCCAUACUGGAGUACCUAGCUGUUGAGGUUUGGAAGUUGGCUAGAAAUGCAGCAAAGGAUAACAAGAAGAAUAGGAUAAUCCUGAGGCAUGUUUUGUCGGCUAUGAGAAAUGAUGAAGAACUUGGGAAACUUCUAGCUUAA
Vitis vinifera (wine grape) is the source of this 327-nucleotide messenger RNA. Its product is annotated as probable histone H2A.5. Bases 1 to 327 code for a protein of 108 amino acids. The record is from RefSeq and is a predicted model, not a curated record. Gene Ontology annotation, molecular function: DNA binding; protein heterodimerization activity; structural constituent of chromatin. The transcript is spliced from 2 exons. Gene Ontology annotation, cellular component: nucleosome. NCBI's taxonomy places the organism in Eukaryota, Viridiplantae, Streptophyta, Magnoliopsida, Vitales, Vitaceae.